This is a messenger RNA of Trichobilharzia szidati, 233 nucleotides long. NCBI's taxonomy places the organism in Eukaryota, Metazoa, Platyhelminthes, Trematoda, Strigeidida, Schistosomatidae. The record is from the annotation of a GenBank genome assembly.
CUGGAGGACCGAAGGCAAUUUAUAAAGAAGAAGUGAUUGUAACAACAACUGAAGAGCCAAUAGUGACUGUUACCACGCCACCUAAACCAUCAGUUUUGAAAACUGUUUAUGAUGUUGUCAAGUCUCUAAUGUUGAUUAAAGUGAAAACUGCAUUCGAUGCCCUGUUUGGUAAACCAAUGGAGAAAAAUUCAGUUAUUGAUGCUAAAAAACUGCUUGAGAAAACUCUUUACUAA